This is a messenger RNA of Diabrotica balteata, 432 nucleotides long. The record is from the annotation of a GenBank genome assembly. NCBI's taxonomy places the organism in Eukaryota, Metazoa, Arthropoda, Insecta, Coleoptera, Chrysomelidae.
AUGAGAAGAAGUUGUAGAGUCGCAAAACUGGACAAAAUAUAUAAUACAGAGGAUAAGGAACUUAAGGGAGAGCGUACGAUAUGUUGGAAGAGCAUUGGAUUUGCAAAAUGGGGUCCGCUAGGAAGCAGAAAGAGACAAAGACUUUUACGAACGUGUAGAAGUGAAGUAGACGAGGUAUUGGAAAGAAGAACCAUGCAAAUUGAAUUUGAUGGUACGACGGUUUUGUGCAGGGUAUGUGGAGAUAAAGCAUCAGGAUUCCACUAUGGAGUACAUUCCUGUGAAGGAUGCAAGGUUCAUAGACGAAUGCUGAAGAUAACUUGGACAGCAAGGAAAACUAAUGAAGAAGUACUAAGGAGAUUCAACAAAGAUAGAGAACCGCUAAAGACUGUUAAACAUCGAAGAAUGUCUUAUCUGGGACAUAUAUUAAGAUGA